Molecule: messenger RNA, 1581 nt
Organism: Drepanopeziza brunnea f. sp. 'multigermtubi' MB_m1
Lineage: Eukaryota; Fungi; Ascomycota; Leotiomycetes; Helotiales; Drepanopezizaceae
Source: RefSeq, a predicted model, not a curated record
AUGCGAUCCGUCACCGCUUUUCUCGCUACAACUGCUAUUGCAAUCGCCGUUGUAAAUGGAGCCACGCCUGCCCGCAGAGGACAGCUCUAUGUCUGCCAAGAUCCUGACUUCACAACAUGCCUUAACGUCACUUAUAACCAAGAUGAAUGCACUCCACUUAACGAAAGUGGAUUGGACAAUGUCAUGACCGGUUUCAAUACUUACGACUACGGAUGCGAGUUUUACGGGGACGUGGAGCAGCGGCUACCCAUACGCACUGGUGGAGCGAAAGUGGCUACGCGCCCGUCAUCUCUCCCUCCUCCUCCUCCAUCUUCAUCUCCAUCUCCGUCUCCCUCUCAGUCUCUGCCUCCCUCUCCAUCCCCUUCUCCCUCUCUUUCUCCGACACGACCUCCUUCACCGCGACCGCCGCCAUUCUCCUCGCUCUACGCUUCUACCGAACAAGCUGUCGAAGCCUAUAACGCAGCGGUCACUGAAGCCGGCGCUGCUGCACCGGUCCCGGCGUACUCGCCCGCUGCUGCUCGAGGAUCCCACGAGCCGCCCUCCGCAUCUUCCGAGGACGUUGUCGCGCAAACCAAGAGCUGCCUCCUGCAGGAUACAAAGGGGGAAUCUUCCAAGAAGGACGACGACAGCGAGCCUCCGCCAGCAUACACCGAAGGCUCUAGCCCCCUCGAUUCGUUCACAUACCUGAUGGCAGCCGCAGGAGGCGCUGCGAGUAUCCUUACUCAGGUGCAGCAGAGUGGUCCAGCACCAAUCAAUACUCUUGGAGAUGUUGGUGCCGACGAAAAUAUCACAAUGGACCUGCGGGGCCAACGGUUCACGCUUUCGCGAGAUGAACUCCUCACCCUCCCAGAAUUCGUCCUUCUCUCGCUCUUCCCCAACGGUCUGCUCCCGGAUGGGCACCUGAACACCUACCACGAGGGCGACGCUUUUCAGGUUGAUUAUGAUCCGGCAUCCUUACAAUACAUGCUGGAUUUCUUCCGAAAUGUCGCGCAAACCAUUCCCUCUGGGCCGAAUUCGCCCACUGUUGGCCCCGAAGCUGACGCCGUCCCGAUAGAACCAAUGUCAGGGUCCGCACGAGAGAUGUUGCAGGACCGAGCAGGAAUAAUCGUGUUGAGGGAAGACCUGGAUUUCUACGUUAUACCCCCUCAAGCAAACAUUACGCAACCAGAGAUGAUUGAGGUCAAGAGAGCAGCUGGGAAGGCAUUGCUGAAGCAGGACGGAAUAUUUUCUGGGUUGAGGAGGAGUGAGGAGACUGGAACGACCGAGCAACACUUGAUCGAGAUGUUGACGGCUGGAGGAUUCGAUCAUGACGACCACUGGGGCCACCGAGCCAACGAGCCGAACAAGGCAGUCAUCUGCAGUCUCGCCCUCGCAAGAUUACGGACGGACAUCCGGGGUGGUGAUGCGGGGAGCAACGCUGUUGGGAUGGCUCAGAAGCUUCUGCUCUUCUGGAGAAAACCAGCUCGGAGAUGUUGGUGGGAGGGUGUCGAGCUUGAGAACGUAGAUGGCGUGGACGGAAAGCUCAAAGUAUGGAUCCGCAGAGUUUGGACCCUCGAAAUGAGUGUAAUCGGGCUGAGAUAG